This is a messenger RNA of Elgaria multicarinata webbii, 5196 nucleotides long. RefSeq names its product RAB GTPase activating protein 1 (gene RABGAP1). The coding region runs from base 252 to 3470 and encodes 1072 amino acids. NCBI's taxonomy places the organism in Eukaryota, Metazoa, Chordata, Lepidosauria, Squamata, Anguidae. The record is from RefSeq and is a predicted model, not a curated record. The transcript has 26 exons.
AUGCAAUUAUUGAUAGAGAAGCAAAGUCUUGGUGGCUGCAACAUUGCCUGUACGUCUGUACUCUCCCUCCAUUUGGACGACUCGAAAGCCUCUGAAUUAGAGAUCAGGAUUUCUGUUCUGGGUCUUACUAGACGAAGAACUCUUGUCGUGAGAAGGAGCCUCAACAUGCACACUAAUCCAUAGCUGCUGUUGUCAGUGUGGCACUUAUGACCCAAGCCCAUUCAUGAGUCAAGCUUCCCUUUUUAUAAGUCAUGGAUGACAAGGCCUCUGUUGGAAAAAUCAGUGUGUCUUCAGACUCGGUAUCUACUCUUAACAGCGAAGAUUUUGUCUUGAUUUCCAGGCAAGGGGAUGAAACGCCGUCUACCAAUAAUGGCAGCGACGAUGAAAAGACGGGACUGAAGAUUGUAGGGAAUGGGAGUGAGCAGCAGCUGCAGAAAGAACUUGAGGACGUCCUAAUGGAUCCCCCCAUGGAAGACCAAUCUAAUGACCGGGGACACGAGGAGGAGGAGGAGGACCAUCCCCGUGAUGGAGAGGGGGAUGAGCUGGUCCUCCUCGAGGCCUCAGCAUCCUCCACCAUUAACCCUGUGUCCAUGGCGGGACACCAAAAACCUGAGAUGAGCCUGCCAGUGAAACCAGCACAAGGAGACUCAGAGCAGUCGAGCCCUUUUACUCCCGUGGCCGAUGAGGACAGCGUUGUCUUCAGCAAGCUCACGUACCUGGGCUGCGCCUCCGUCAACGCCCCCCGGAGCGAGGUGGAAGCCCUGAGGAUGAUGGCCAUUUUGCGGAGCCAGUGCCAGAUUUCUGUAGACGUGACCCUUUCGGUGCCUAAUGUGUCCGAGGGAACUGUGAGGCUGCUGGACCCUCCAACAAACACUGAAAUAGCCAACUACCCCAUUUACAAAAUCCUGUUCUGCGUGCGAGGGCACGACGGGACUCCGGAAAGUGACUGCUUUGCUUUCACGGAAAGCCAUUACAACUCGGAGCUCUUCAGGAUUCAUGUCUUUCGAUGUGAAAUCCAAGAAGCUGUGAGUCGAAUCCUGUACAGUUUUGCCACCGCCUUCCGCCGUUCUGCCAAACAAACCCCGCUUGCGGUCCCUAUCACCCCUCAGACGCCAGACAGCGACAUCUUUACUUUCUCUGUGUCUCUGGAAAUAAAGGAAGACGACGGGAAAGGUUAUUUCAGUGCUGUUCCCAAAGACAAGGACAGGCAAUGCUUUAAACUUCGCCAAGGCAUCGACAAGAAGAUUGUCAUCUAUGUACAGCAGACAACCAACAAAGAGCUGGCCAUUGAAAGAUGUUUCGGCCUCCUCCUCAGCCCUGGGAAGGACGUGCAAAGCGGUGAUAUGCACUUGCUGGAUCUGGAGUCUAUGGGCAAAAGCUCUGAUGGGAAAUCGUACAUCAUCACCGGGAGCUGGAACACGAAAUCUCCGCAUUUCCAAAUAGUGAACGAAGAAACGCCGAAAGACAAAGUGCUCUUCCUGACCACGGCGGUGGAUCUGGUGAUCACAGAAGUGCAGGAGCCCGUCCGCUUCCUGCUGGAGACCAAGGUCCGCGUCUGCCCCGCCAACGAGAGGCUCUUUUGGCCCUUCAGCAAGCGGAGCUCCACGGAGAAUUUCUUCCUGAAGCUGAAGCAGAUAAAGCAGAAGGACCGGAAGAGCAGCACCGACACGCUCUACGAAGUGGUGUGCCUGGAGAGCGAGUUGGAACGGGAGAGGAGGAAAACCACGGCAAGCCCAGCGCUCCGCCUCCCGCAGUCGGGGUCCCAGGGCUCUAUGAUCCCCUCCCCUCCGGAGGAUGACGAAGAGGAAGAUAACGACGAGCCCCUCCUGAGCGGCUCGGGAGAUGUCUCCAAAGAGUGUGCGGAAAAAAUCCUUGAGACAUGGGGAGACCUUUUGUCCAAGUGGCACUUGAAUCUGAGCGUGCGACCAAAGACCCUGCCCACGCUUGUGAGAAGCGGAGUCCCUGAAGCACUCCGAGGGGAGGUUUGGCAGCUGCUUGCAGGAUGUCACAACAACGACCAUCUGGUGGAGAAGUACCGGAUUCUCAUCACAAAGGAGUCUCCUCAGGACAGCGCCAUCAAGCGCGACAUCAACCGAACCUUCCCUGCCCACGAUUACUUCAAGGACACCGGGGGAGACGGACAGGAUUCAUUGUACAAAAUCUGCAAGGCCUAUUCUGUCUACGAUGAGGAGAUCGGCUACUGCCAGGGGCAGUCCUUCCUGGCGGCUGUGCUGCUUCUGCAUAUGCCUGAAGAACAGGCGUUCAGUGUUCUGGUCAAAAUCAUGUUUGACUAUGGACUCAGGGAGCUUUUCAAACAAAACUUUGAAGAUUUACACUGCAAGUUUUACCAGUUGGAGCGCCUCAUGCAGGAGUACAUUCCUGAUCUCUACAACCACUUCCUGGAUAUCAGCCUUGAAGCCCACAUGUACGCAUCCCAGUGGUUCCUCACGCUUUUCACGGCGAAAUUCCCCCUUUACAUGGUCUUCCACAUCAUUGACCUGCUGCUGUGUGAGGGCAUCAGUGUUAUUUUUAACGUUGCCCUCGGAUUGCUAAAAACUACCAAGGACGAGUUGCUGCUGACAGACUUUGAGGGGGCCCUCAAGUUCUUCCGUGUGCAGCUGCCCAAGAGGUACCGCUCAGAGGAGAACGCCAAGAAGCUGAUGGAGCUAGCCUGUAGCAUGAAGAUUAGCCAAAAGAAACUGAAGAAAUAUGAACGGGAAUACCACACCAUGAGAGAGCAGCAAGCGCAGCAGGAAGACCCCAUCGAAAGAUUUGAGCGGGAGAACCGGCGCUUGCAGGAAGCAAACAUGAGGCUGGAGCAGGAGAACGACGACCUGGCCCAUGAGCUGGUGACGAGCAAGAUCGCCCUGAGGAAAGACUUGGACAACGCAGAAGAAAAGGCCGAUGCCCUGAACAAGGAGCUGCUGAUGACCAAGCAGAAGUUGAUCGACGCCGAGGACGAAAAGAGGCGGCUGGAGGAGGAGGCAGCACAGCUCAAGGAGAUGUGCCGGCGAGAGCUGGACAAGGCGGAGUCCGAGAUUAAGAAGAACAGCUCCAUCAUCGGAGACUACAAGCAGAUCUGCUCCCAACUGAGCGAGAGGCUGGAGAAGCAGCAGCUGGCAAACAAAGCCGAAAUUGAGAAGAUCCGGCAAAAGGUCGAUGAGUGCGACCGCUGCCGGGAGUUCUUCAGCAAGGAAGGGCGGGUGAAGGUGGCCAGCGUUGCCCGGGAGGGCUCCGACGAGGAGACGGACGAGGAGAAGGAGGCGCUGAAGAACCAGCUGCGAGAGAUGGAGCUGGAGCUGGCCCAGACCAAGCUGCAGCUGGUAGAGGCAGAGUGCAAAAUCCAGGAUCUCGAACACGACUUGGGGCAGGCACUGAACGAGGUGCAGGCCUCUCGGAAGACGUGGUUCAACCGAACGCUGAGUUCGAUAAAGACAGUGACGGGCGUCCAAGGGAAAGAGACGUGCUGAGCGGCCACCGUCCCUCCAAGGCAGCGCGUGGGGCUCGCCUGCCAUUGGGACACGUCCUGCCUUCCGGCGCUCUGCCUUGGCCAGACGCCACGUGGGAGAGAGGACCAGAAUGUACAUAAGACUCUAGAAACACAGCAGCGCAUGCCGGGGCUUUUCCACAGGUCAGUGGCCCAAGCUGGACGCCAGGCCCACACCGCGGGGCUUGUGGCGAGGCGGGGGUCUUCAUACUACUGAUUAUUUAACCAGGGGGUGUAGCUGUAGGCCGAAGCUCUUUUCGGAGGACAAAUGAAAAACACUCCAUUCUACAGUCUGGCUGGAGGCAGGCCUAGGUACGAAAACUUACCAAAACCCUAACUUAUUAAGUUUACAGACAAGAGCUUUUUUAACAGUUAGAACUUUUUAAAGGUUUUAUUUGAAAGGAAUGGGGGGAAAAAUAAAUAACAAGAAGUUAUUUCAGUGCCAGAGACCAGCCCCCUUGUCCUUCCCUCCGCCCUAAACCAGGGGCAGAGGGUGGGGAAGGAUGUUUGCAUAGUUACCUUUUGAAACAGGAUCUCUUCCUCCAAAUGUCCGUGUGUGCACUACCUUUGUGUCUCUCUGAUGUCCAGCGUUUCAUUCUCUGUCACUAAUCAAUUCUAUGCAACUCAGGGGCUGGAAUUCUCCCUCUCCGCCCCCCCUCUUUUUAAAGCACCUGUCAUCACAGCAAUCCCUCCUAUCUGCACAAAAAAGGCGAGAAUAACCAGGAGUCCGUUUCACACAUGGUUAAUGUCCCAACCGAUAUAACGCCUGCCUGUCGUUUUCGAGGGCUAGAUCCGGGCUCCAGUUAGCUGAACUUCGUUCCCAUUGAAAUUAGCAGAACUUCAGUCCUGACCCACUCUCGCCCCACUGAUGUCACCUUCGCUUAGGUCAGACCCAAUCUCUGCUGCAAAAUAGCAACUUUGUACUUCAAUUUACAAGCAUUAAAACUUUGGUUUCUUUUCCAACCUCUUUCCGUUUUGCUUUUCUGUGAGCUUCUAGGGUUCUUUUUUAGUUUUGCACAUAGAUGGGAACAGGACGAAAACAGACAAACAACCGAUUUUGGGGGGUGGGGAAGGGGAGGGAGAAAACGCCACCUGGACCAUCGCUGCUGCUACAAUCUCCAUUUUCUCUCUGCGCGGGCUCGCCUGCGUUUUGACAGCUCCAAUGGCUGGGUUGGUGUAUUUUGCGGCUCUUCCGCCCCCCCUCCGCUUCUUAUAACUACACUGGUAGGUAACUAACGCUGCUUGGAUUUCUGAGCGCUUCAAUAACCCAGAACUUCUCACCAGAAAAGCUGUAGAAUGGAGGUAUUUGCACCUUUGUAUUUUAUUUUUUCUAAUUUAUACUGGUUUGUGCUAUGCUGAAAUAGCUGUUGUUAUAAGCGGAUAAACUUUUAUUGUGUGCAGCGUGUGAGUAAUAAGCUGGUUACAAUAAGAGGCACUGGUUUGUAUAUAAAGAUAAUUUGUAUUUCUACGUUAUUUUUCUUGUUGACCAGACUAAUGCUAGCUAACGCAACCCGAGACGGUCUGAGGCGAGGCCACGUGGCGCCCCAGGGGUUUAUUCCCCUUCUCCUUCAACUGUGUACAUGAAUAUCUUUAUUGUUUAAUAAUACCAAAAAAUAUACUGUAACUCCAAUAAUAGACAUGUGGACAUUGUAGUAGAGUAGUUGCAGUGUGUAGAUCUUUGGAUUGAUAUAUAAACUAGUAAAAUUGUA